AUGUCGUCCAAGAGUGAAAUCCCUCCUGCCGAAACUAUGCCAUCAAACCCUGAAAAGCCUGCUGCAACAACGUCGUCCACAUCGCAGGGUAAGAAGUUUAUAACCUUGAAGAGCUUCGAUAACGAGACUUUUGAGGUUGAGGAGAUGGUGGCCCUUGAAUCGCAGACAAUCAAACACAUGGUGGAGGAUGACUGCGCCGACAAUGUCAUCCCUCUGCCGAACGUGUCAGGUUCCAUUCUAGCCAAGGUUAUUGAGUAUUGCCGGAAGCACGUAGAGGAGAGGACCGCCGAAACCGGCAGCGCCGGCAAAGACUCUCUCAAAGCUUGGGACGCCGAGUUCGCCAAAGUCGACCAGAAUGUACUCUUUGAUCUCAUAUUAGCGGCCAACUAUCUGAAUGUUAAAGAGCUGCUGGACUUGACUUGCCAGACAGUGGCGGACAUGAUCAAGGGAAAAACUCCCGAGGAGAUUCGCGGUAUUUUCAACAUCACGAAUGACUUCACUCCAGAGGAGGAAGAAGAGGUUCGAAAAGAGAAUCAAUGGGCUUUUGAGUAA
Argentina anserina (silverweed cinquefoil) is the source of this 552-nucleotide messenger RNA. Its product is annotated as SKP1-like protein 1A. The transcript has a single exon. The record is from RefSeq and is a predicted model, not a curated record. Gene Ontology annotation, cellular component: nucleus; cytoplasm. Gene Ontology annotation, biological process: SCF-dependent proteasomal ubiquitin-dependent protein catabolic process. The coding region runs from base 1 to 552 and encodes 183 amino acids. Gene Ontology annotation, molecular function: cullin family protein binding. NCBI's taxonomy places the organism in Eukaryota, Viridiplantae, Streptophyta, Magnoliopsida, Rosales, Rosaceae.